Eleginops maclovinus (Patagonian blennie) is the source of this 2820-nucleotide messenger RNA. Its product is annotated as mucin-2-like. Lineage: Eukaryota; Metazoa; Chordata; Actinopteri; Perciformes; Eleginopidae. The transcript has a single exon. Bases 126 to 1280 code for a protein of 384 amino acids. The record is from RefSeq and is a predicted model, not a curated record.
AAAGUACAGCAUCGGAGGAUUCAUCAACACAAAGACCAUCACAGACUACAUUGAUAACUUCAAAAUCCCCUCAUAGUACAGCAUCUGAGGAUUCACCAACUGUAACAUCAUUUACAACACCAAGUAUGGUCACAUCUACACCAACACAAUCCAUUCUAAUAACAUCAGAAUCUGCAUCAACAUCAACCCAAAGUACAACAUCUGAGCAUUCAUCAACAGUGAAUACAAUACAACAAACUACACCAUCUGUUGCAACAGCAUCCACAACACAAUCUGUGUCCACAUCAGCAACGACCUUAACCCAAAGUACAACAUCUGAGCAUUCACCUACAGUGACUACAACACCAUCUAUUGCAAAAUCAUCGACAACACAAAGUGUGACCACAACUACACAAUCUACUCUGCCCACAAUGGAAUCAGCAACAUCCACAACACAAACAGUGUCUACAAUUACACCAACACAAUCUACCCUGUCUGCAACAGAAUCAGGAACUAACUUAACACGAAGUACAGCAUCUGAGGAUUCGUCAACUGUAACUACAAUACAUCCACCCACAUCGUCUAUUGCUACAGCAUCCACAACACAAAGUAAGAUCACAUCUACACCAACACAUUCUAUUGUACCCACAACAGAAUCAGCAAAAACAUCAACCCAAAGUACAGCACCCAUGGAUUCACCGACUGUGACUACAACACCAUCUAUUGCAAAAUCAUCGACAACACAAAGUGUGACCACAACUACACAAUCUACUCUGCCCAUAAUGGAAUCAGCAACAUCCACAACACAAACAGUGUCUACAAUUACACCAACACAAUCUACCCUGUCUGCAACAGAAUCAGGAACAACAUCAGCACAAAGUACAGCAUCUGAGCAUUCAUCAACAGUGAAUACAAUACAACAAACUACACCAUCUGUUGCAACAGCAUCCACAACACAAUCUGUGUCCACAACAGAAUCAGCAAUGACCUUAACCCAAAGUACAGCAUCAGAAGGUUCAGAAACACAAAGACCAACACAAACUGCAGUCUUAACCUCACAAUCAGCCACUUCAGGUGAAGCUGUAUCAAAUGUAAAAACCACAUCAGAGAUUCCACAAACAUCAGCACCAUUAACAACACAACAACCCACACCUGCUGAACAAACUGCUGAAUCUACAGCACGUUACAGCACAACCCCACAUAGUGAAUCAGUGCUAACCACAACACAAACUACACCAUCUAUUGAAAACUACACAAUUGGCAGUACCAAUGACAAUAUCCUCUUCAGCAGACCAAACUAACUUCAUGUCAUCUACAACAGAAACAACCACAAGAACCAGACAACCAACACAAGUCACAGAAGCAAUACCCAUAACCCCAACAGGCACUGUAGUGUAUGUGACAACAAAUCAACAUACAGAAGGGAAUCAACCACAACACCAUCCCAAACUACACCGUCUGUACAAACACUGCCACAAACUACAGUCAGAGGAAGGAGAGAAACAGCAGUCAGAGGAAUGACCGAAACUACAGUCAGAGGAAUGACCGAAACUACAGUCAGAGGAAUGACACCAACUACAGCUGCCAAUACACAAUCAGUAGGUUCAGUCACUUCAUCAACACCUAGAUCAACCACAGCUCACAGUGAGCCUACAACACAAACUGGAGGAGCCGUGGAAACACAGACAAAGCUGUUUGCGCCAACUGUGGAAUCAACAAGAACAACGGCACAAACUACACCGUCCUUAGCAACAAGCAUACACAAGUCGACACAAACUAUAGAUACAAAUACACCAGCAACAACCCAAGUAAAAGCAACAGCAUCUGAAUCAAGUGGGUCAAGAACAAUUCACCCAACUACAAUGCAAAGUCCAUCCAUACAAACACACACUGUAAAUUCUGUCACAACAGUAACAAAAGCUACACCCUGGACAGCUGGAUCCACACCCCACAGGUUACAUUCUCCAUCAAGCACAGAGACAACCACUUUGUCAACAUACCUGGCAACCCAAUCUAUGAUACCUUUUAGCGAGCCCAAGUUACCCAGAACAACAUCUGCUGAGUCAUCUUCAGUAAGCACCCCAACACAGAGUUUGACCUUUCCCAGCACACAUAGUCUGUCAGGAACUACUUCCAUAAAUACACAAACUAGCGGACAAACAUCAGUUCCUUUCAACACACUCACCAAGCUACCAUCUGAUAUAUCAACAUCACAUACUGCACAAUCAACGGGCAACCCCUCGGCUUCACAACAACAACAAAGUGUCUCGUUUGUCCCAUCCAGAGCAUCUUCAAACCCAACACCAGCUCAAUCUGAACGUGCACCUCAGACGGACAGUACUGCACAUGUAGCUAUAACCUCGGACUCUGUAUCAACACAAGGAACACCUACCCAAAGUCCAGGUAUGAAUAUUGUUAAAGAAACAGGGAGUAGUUCGGCCACGCCAACCAAAAUGUCAGCUGCUACUCCUACAACUAUGCCAUCCAACGAUCCUCGAUCGCCCGGGCCUGUUUCUCUAACCUCACCCUUUGACUCCCAAAAACCAGCGACAACAACAUUGGACGGUGCCACAUACUCUUCUCUUCCUCAACCUUUGCCAUUUUCCUCAAAUGCAUCCACCAUCAAUCCUGCCAGUGUUGAUUCAAAGUCUGUUUCCUUAGCAUGGAAAAAUACAGUGGUCUUCAGAUAUUGCCCUAAAGUUGCUGCAGUGAGGCCGCUUACCUUUGAUCAUCCAACUGUGUUUAGGACCUCAUUCCAAGUUUCAGAUUCCUUCAAUGCCACUUAUGAGGAGCAACACCAGCCACCUCAAAACAGCACAAAUUAAAGAUGAAUACACAAUU